Molecule: messenger RNA, 594 nt
Organism: Emiliania huxleyi CCMP1516
Lineage: Eukaryota; Haptophyta; Isochrysidales; Noelaerhabdaceae
Exons: 2
Biological process (GO): isoprenoid biosynthetic process
Molecular function (GO): prenyltransferase activity
Source: RefSeq, a predicted model, not a curated record
AUCAACGCGGGGACGGCCGCCUACUUCCUCGGCGAGGGCAUCACGCGCGACCACCCCCUCACCGCCGCGCAGCGGCUGCGUGUGUACGAGCUCUACUUCACUUGCCUGCGCGGCUCGCACGUGGGCCAGGCGCUCGACCUACACGGGCUGGCGCACAUGGUGCCCGCGUGCCUCGAGUCGGGCGACCUAGCGCCCGUGUGGGAGGCGCUGCUCUGCUGCCACCGUCUCAAGUCGGGCUUACCCGCCUCGGUGUGCGCGCGCACUGGGGCGGUGCUCGGCGGCGCGACGCCCGCGCAGGAGGCUGCCCUCGGCGACUACUUCCUCGCGCUCGGGCUGGCGUUCCAGCUCCUCGACGACGUCAUCAACCUGCAGGGCUUCGGCAAGUCGCUCAAGACCAAGGCGGAGGACCUCAUCGAGGGGAAGGUGACGGCGCCGGUCAUCCGCGCGCUGAUGGCGCUGGGCGCGGCGGGCGACGCGGAGCGGCAGCGCUGGCUGUGGGGGCAGUUUGGCGUGCCGGACAGCGAGCGUGAGGUCGGGGCGAUGGUCGACCUGCGUGCAGCCGUGAAGAGGCGCUGUUCACACCUGCAGCUGUGA